Messenger RNA from Meira miltonrushii, 847 nucleotides. RefSeq lists its product as uncharacterized. NCBI's taxonomy places the organism in Eukaryota, Fungi, Basidiomycota, Exobasidiomycetes, Exobasidiales, Brachybasidiaceae. The record is from RefSeq and is a predicted model, not a curated record. The transcript has a single exon. The annotation marks the transcript as partial.
UUUUUGGCAAAAGGCAGACUAAAAAUUUCAACAAGGUAUUUUCUUACAUUACAAUACCAUUCCAAACGAACACAACAGAGGAUCAAAUAUGACUAGAGCCAAAGAAAGGGAAUCAACCAACGCUGAAGGAAGUGCAUCAUCCACUCAAAGGCUUGAUCCAGCUCUCUUUGCUGCUUCGUUCUCCAAGCCAGCAUUUGCAGACUCAACCUCUACGUCUACCAAUGAUGAAGAAGGACAAACAAAAGAACAAGCUCGUCAAAAAGCAAAAAGGAAAGGCGGAAUAGUGAAGGAUAAAGACGGACAAUCGAUCAGAAGGCUAAACGAUGGACGUACAACAGUUCGAGUACUAGAAAAGAGAAAAUUCGAUGAUCCCUCAAUUGAAAGAAUUGAAGAUAUUGUCAGGAGACCAGAAGCUGUGGAUUCAUCACAAAGUUUGCCCACUGCCAAAGCGAGAAAGUUCAAAAAAGACAGACUAGGCUUGAAUGGCACUCAAGAUUCCCUACCGUCUACUUCACGUGCACUGAAACCCAAGUCUGACGAUCAAAAAGGCAAAUCCAAAAAGAAAAAAUCAGCUGAAGAUCCUCUUGGACUAGAAGAUCCAGCAUUCGAGAAGGGUGGAGAGAUGGCACACCUUGGCUUGUCUGCAAUCGGAAAGAAAUCAGCGGGAAAGGACAACAAUGCAUCAAAAAAGAGAAAGACAAUGUCCACUCUAAGAAGGGGUGAUGCCGGAAGAGGAGGGCCUGCGCCAUCCAAGAAUGGCAUUGCUGCCAAAUUCGUUCGAUCGAGUUGAUUGUAGGUGUAUAAUGUAUAUUUACGUGAGCAUACUUAAUUUUACAGAUCUGCAUCC